This is a messenger RNA of Triplophysa dalaica, 4007 nucleotides long. RefSeq names its product zinc finger protein 544. The coding region runs from base 531 to 2096 and encodes 521 amino acids. NCBI's taxonomy places the organism in Eukaryota, Metazoa, Chordata, Actinopteri, Cypriniformes, Nemacheilidae. The record is from RefSeq and is a predicted model, not a curated record. The transcript is spliced from 3 exons.
CUUUAUUUCAGGAUCGAUCCGCCCAACCCUACUCAAUAUGAUUUUAAAUAUUCGAAAUAAUACAAAACAGUUGAAGAUAUGUCAUAUAUAUAUAUAUAUAUAUAUAUAUAUAUAUAUAACACAUUAUAAGAUAUGUCAAGCUCCAGGAUAUUUUAUUCUGUAGAAAUUGUGAGUGGAAAAGAGGCGGAUAUUGUUGCUGGGGGUCCUUUCAGUCAAAGUGAGAUCCAAGUUAUAGCAGAGAAAACAAUGUGGAGGAUAUACUAUAACUGUAUCAAUUUUCUAAAUAUCAAACGGAAAACCAGCUGUUUAUCAUACGAUUCACUCAAAUGGAAUAAAGUCCACCAAACCAAUGCGGGGCGCUAAGAGAAGAGACGAGCAAGAUAUAUGUUUGUAUCCGGGGGAGAUACUGUAAACUCGAAUGAUCGUAAAGCAGUUUCACAAACCUCUAUAUUCAAACCAUUUUGAUCAUUUUCUGUGAGAUCUGCUCUGCAGGGAUCGUUUUCAUAAGGUGUCCUCAAGGCGACAGAACAAUGUCAGAAGCCCUCUUCCUCACAUUCCAGUCUCAGCUCUCCGUUGUCAUGGAGACCGUCCUCAAAUCAGCCAUGUUUGAGAUCACCAGGCUGGUAGAGGACAGCUUCCUGGAGGAAGUGGGUCAUCGUAAACAAGAGGUAGAAGUGUUGAGGCGGAGGCUGCAGUUGUCUGAGAGCAAACUGAGACAGAAAGAAUAUGAACAGGGGAGGAAAAUACAUUGCCUAGACUGUGGAUGUUGCCGAAAGGGGGCCAGCAGCAACAAAGACAUCCAGUCUGUGGAGACGAUCCAUGGCCCAAUCCUGAGAGACCAGUCAACCAACGAGCCACCGUCGACCCAACCUAAAAUACACACCGCAUCACACCCACAUUCUAUAGACAAGCAUGAAGUACACAGGCAGAGUGUGAAAGAUAUCACCACACCUAACUCCAAUAUACAGAUUCCUCAGGACGUAUUGCAAAGACUUCUGGGUAACGCACCAGUUCAGAGUGAGUCCACCAGUGAGGAUAAACCAAGAGUGCGAGACAAAUCUGAACAUGACUGUACACUUGAUAAGGACAUGAGCUCAAAUCACUCAAGACUGUUACACAGUCCUUUGGCUCAGGAGGCUUUGGAACCAUCUUCACCAAAGAAAGUAAAAUCAGAGACAGAACCGAAACUUCUCCCUGUCAAGGAAGAGGAAGAGAUGGUUCCGGUGUGGGAAGGCGUCAACAGGGAUGAUGUUUGCCAUGAAGAAAUGGCUGAUCCGAGUCACGGAGAGCUCAGUGGAUCUUGUGAUCAGGAAGAGAUACAGGUAGACAGCUUUCCAGAUCUAAACUCUCUCGACAUGCCAGAUGCCACCUCAUUUUUCACACCCUAUUCAGUCAACACAUUGGUACAUCAAGGUAUUAGGGCACAACAUAGUCAAUUAAGCACAACAGAUCUUGGGCUAUCCAGCAUACCAGUGAGUUCAAAUUUGUUUGUCCAACAAGAAAAUGGACAAAAUUUUACAAGGGCAGACGUAUCUGAAAGUUCUGCCUUUUAUUCUCACAGUGUUGUUUGUCCGGGUGAGAAAAUAAUCAGCCGUGCGCAAUACCCAAGGCAUUUCUCCCAGGACAAACGCAGGAUGCCCGCAGAACAAAUCCAUGCAGAAAGAUCUCACCAUUGCACCCACUGUGGGAGAACUUUUGUGAGAGCAUGUGACCUCAGGGCUCAUAUGUUGAUCCACAAAGGCAAGAAACCGUUGAACUGUCCUCAGUGCGAUCAGACGUUUGCUUACAACUUUGAGUUAAGGGUUCACCAGCAGCAUCACUCCGGGGAGAGACCUCACAUCUGUCCGCACUGCGGCAAGGCCUUCGCUCGGCUUAGCAACUACAGGCAACACCAGAACAUCCACACGCGGGAGAAACUCUUCAGCUGCACUCAGUGUGGGAUGAGGUUCAACCGUGCCACCAACCUGCGAGUUCACAUCAGAAGACACAGCCAUGCAGGGAAGACUUACAAUUGCCCUCAGUGCGGAAAGAGCUUUCUUGGUCCCAGGCAAAUGAAAACUCAUUUACUGAAAAUCCACGGAAGAGGUGGGAAGUAAUUCUAGCGGUUUUACACAAAACACUCGACUUUUAUGACUUCAUUUAAUUUUAAAUUCUCUUUUAAAUGAUUCUCUAUUAGUCUAAUGUUUACAUAUUAAUAUGAUCUUCUCUGUUCGAGAAUACGACAAAUUGAUCUACGAGAAUGGACACUCAUUUUUGAUUUCUGAAGUGCGGAGACAUUGUUACAUAUUGAUUCUGAAAGAUCAGAGCUCUAGGUCGGCCGAACUGCAGGUGGUAUCAGACACAGUAUCAGCGGUUAGAGCUCAAGAAGACGGAAGAUUCCUGCGACCUAAGCAGACCGCUGUCUUACCUUGACACCUCUUUACAAUCAUUGACAAAAAACAACACCUGGAAGUCUUAUGCAUGGGAAUCUUCUUUAAAGAAUACCUGUUGUGCAGGAAAAUAAGUCAACACUUUUUAAAGUUAAAGGAAUAGCUCACCCAAAAAUAAAUUCUCAUAAUUUACUCACUCUCGUGCCAUUCCAGAUGUACACGACUUCCUAUACUUAGGUAAUCACCAAUCAUUUGUAUAUCAUUUCAAACCAAUAUUUUAAGCUUAUCAAGUGACAGAAACAAGGACAUCCGAGUUCAAAUAUGGCGACACAUUCAUAACAUCCGUGUUUGACCCGUGAUGAAAUAUCAUGACAGUUAUUAUACUGUAUUUAUUAUAUUAAUAUAUUUUUAGCAGCCGUGUAAAUAACUUGAGUACGUUUACUCUCAAGGAGUGUUUUUACUUUGGAAAGAUAUAAAUUCCAUACAUUAUAUAGCAUAGCAUAUGCAGUAUCAUAGCUUUUACUCAACUUCAUUUGAUACUGUAGUCAAAAAAAUCUUAUAGUUAAAGGUAAAGCUAAAUAAAACAUGUAUUUUAUAUAUAAACAAAAUAUAUUUGGGAGUAAAAAGGUAUAAUAUAUGCUUUAUAAUUUAGUGAAGUAAAAUUUUCCCAAAGUAAAAACACAGUGAUAAAAAUACUUGAUAAUUGUACUUGAGUAAAAAUACUCAGGUACGUAACAUCUGAUAUUUAGCACUCUGAUGUGCUCUUUUGGUUUCAAAACUGAUAAAUAAGCUUAAUUUUUUCUCUCACACACACCUAUUGUUUUACUUCAUCAGAAAUUUUGUAAUCCUCUGAUGUUAUUUGUAUUUCUUUACAGAUGGACGGAUGUGCUUUUAAGUCCGAUGUGAACAUGACAUGUCGGCAGUUUAUAAUAAAGUAUUUGUUUGUGUUUAAAUAAAAUAAAUCUUAUACAUUUGGAAUGGCACAUUUAUUUUUGGGUGAAUUAUUCCUUUAAGAUUUCAGCGGUUACCUGAGUUUUCAAUACACAUGGCCUGCAUUUAUUAGCUGAGGUGAUUGCUUUACUUCAUCAGGAAUAUUUUUUUGUGGUAUUUCAAUGUAUAGUAGUGUAAAAUUGUGUAUUUAAUGUUGUUAUGUAUUCCCUUCAACAACAGCGUUGACCUAUUUUCUGAAGUAAAAAUGCUAUUAAAAAGCAAAUCAUUUUUUCCCUUUAUCUAUGGCACAGAAAUUGAUUGUGAAAGGAAUAGUUCACAAAGUUUGCAGUGGAAUUGUGUCUUUAACUCUUAAGAAUUAUUUAUAUAUAGUUUCAUCAAAAACGUGUCCUGACCAUAAUUUGGGAUUUGGCUCUUUUGACAAAAUCAAGGUGUAAAAACCCUUUAGUUUAAUGACUGCUACCAUGACUCCCCCACUGUGGCAUUUCAAUCCAUUUUCAUUAUAAAACUGUUCUUCAUGUCAUUCCUAAAAAGUCAUCUACCCCAAAUUUCUAUUUACUUUAGUCAAUGUCCUGUUCAGUGUUUUCGGAUGUUUGACAGUGCCAUUCCCUUAAGAUUCUUAAAUAAUCUGCUGUUUCUCAUGGAAAGGAACAGACUUAAUUUAUUUUCUAAAUAAAGUUUAUUAUCUGA